Messenger RNA from Klebsormidium nitens, 1887 nucleotides. The record is from the annotation of a GenBank genome assembly. Lineage: Eukaryota; Viridiplantae; Streptophyta; Klebsormidiophyceae; Klebsormidiales; Klebsormidiaceae.
GAUCCGACUUGGACUCCGGCUUGGACAAGAAGAUGGAUCUUUGGUCAAGUGACAAGAACUCUCAAGUUCAAGAAGGGGAACUUCCAUCAUUGUUGGCGCCUUUGCAAUUGGAGGCCAGCUUGGCAUGUGUGUUGUCUUAGUGAGAUUCGAGCACAAGGUGCUAGUUGGAAGUAACCAGACCAAUUGACACAUUUGGAUGUUUACUGGCAAUCCUGAUUACACAGCGCUAGGGCUGCAUUCACAGCUCAUCAAGGUCGCAUGAUCACCUUGGGUUGACCAUCGGCAGCAAAGUUCUUGUGAGUAAUAAGCAAGUGCCACCUGUAUCAGAUUGGCUAGGAGCUGUAGCUGACAGAGAAAAAAGUGGUGCAGCUCCGGGGUUGACCCAAAAUGGCAUCUCAGUCCGUUUGCAUCAACCUGCAGUCGCCUGCGCUAAGCACAUUCCAGGGCGCCCACAAAGUUGCAAAGACUGUUCAGACGAGGGCGCAUUCAUCUGCUGGGGUGCACUGUUGCGGGGCCGAAUGCAGUCAGCACAGGUUGAGUAGCUUGCGGCAGGAGCGGAGAAGGACAAAUGUGGCACACGCAUUGACUCCAAAAACGGAUGGGUUCUUGGGAAGAGCGCUCGAGUCUUUGACUCACGAUCCCAUCAGAAGGUCACCAGCACCAAGGAACAGCUCAUGUCGAGCUGCUGUGGGUUCGUCCACUGCCACCAGUCCCGUGAUUGACGUCGAAGGAGUUGUCAAACCGAUCAAGUUGAUUGUCCUCGGCGGCAACGGCUUCGUCGGCUCCCACGUGGUCAGGGCGGCGAUCGAGAAGGGGUACGAAGUCACGAGCAUAAACAGGUCGGGGCGGCCCACAGUGGCCGAAGCCUGGGUCUACAAUGCGCAGUGGAUCACGGCCGACGUCUUUUCCGCGGACCUCGAGAGCUACUUCGCGGGCGCGUCCGCCGUAAUGUCCUGCCUCGGCGGCUUCGGCACCAACGAGCAGAUGGAGCGCAUCUGCGGCGACGCCACCGUGCGCGCCGCCGAGGCCGCCAAGAACGCAGGCGUCCCGCGCUUCAUCUUCGUCAGCGUGCAUGAUUACAAUCUGCCGUCCGGGGUAAAGGACAGCAUCGGAUACUUCGUGGGCAAGAAGAAGGCGGAGGCGCGAAUCGCGGAGCUCUACCCGGGUUCUGGCGUCAUUCUGCGGCCGGGUUUCAUCUACGGCUCCCGACGAGUCCCCCAGGCGAACAACGUCAGCAUUCCGCUGACGCCGGUGGGCGCCGCCGUAGAAAAAAGUUUGUCCAUUUUGCCGGACGCGCUGACGGACGCUCUCUGUAGAAUCCCGGGUUCGGACGUCCUGAUCGCGCCGCCGGUCGACGUGGAAGACGUGGCACGGGCCGCCGUUGAGGCCGUGAGGGAUGAAAGUACUCCGGGCGUGCUGGACAUCAAAGCGAUCAAACGGAUUGCUUCGAGCUCUCAACGAUGAGACACACGUCUUUGUUCCUGACCGCAUAUACGGAGAGGAAGGAAUGCUCAGUCAGUGGACCGAAAGGGUCCCCGUCAAGAAGACGCGUGCAUUACGGUUCCGCUCUGAACAUAUAAAGAAGGCCUUUCAGGAAAGCGCUGAUUCGACGCUCCAAGAACUCGUGCGCGUCUUGUUUUCGAGGCGCCUGCAAAACACACUUCUUUUGCAGUGCAAUUGCAGUGUGCAAUUGCAGUGCCCAUGAUCUGCAGCCAAUUAAGACAACGUCUACGAGCUUGCCGUCCACGUUAGGUAAAGUCAAGUUGGGUGGAAGGUGUGUUUCAAAUUCAACACACCCUAAAGCCUGAAAAUGCUUGCAGCAAUACUCCGCCCACAUGAAGUUCAGCGCUCUAGUCGUACAACAAAUUGACUGUAAAUCAAUCUCGG